This is a messenger RNA of Pistacia vera, 951 nucleotides long. RefSeq names its product DNA-3-methyladenine glycosylase 1-like. Bases 1 to 951 code for a protein of 316 amino acids. The record is from RefSeq and is a predicted model, not a curated record. NCBI's taxonomy places the organism in Eukaryota, Viridiplantae, Streptophyta, Magnoliopsida, Sapindales, Anacardiaceae. Gene Ontology annotation, biological process: base-excision repair. Gene Ontology annotation, molecular function: DNA-3-methyladenine glycosylase activity. The transcript is spliced from 7 exons.
AUGCAGAAGACGGCACAAGCAUGGUUCAUCAGAGGUCCAAGCACUGCCAACUCAAACGACCACCGACAAAAGCCUUUGUCUCUGCUGGCUGAUUGGAACUCUUACACCUUUUCUCAAGAAUCCGAUUCCUCUGCAUUCGAUCUCGAAGCUGCUGUCCGCACCACCACCGACAAAGUCAGCGGCACUUUUAGCAUUUGUGCUGAGUUUGAGAGGUUAGAGUGGAUUUUGCUCUUUGGUUGCCCUGCUGUUGCUAACUUGAAUGGUGGUGGGGCUGAUGAAAAGCUUGAGGACUCCGGGAAAUCCACUUCUGAGAUAGAUCUUAGAGUUGCUUUGGGAUCAGGGUGUGUACAGUGGCGAAGGAAUCAUCAGCUGAAUAGUUGUUUAGAAGAUAAAGUUUAUGUUGCAUUUCAUGAUGAAUCCUGGGGAGUUCCAGUUUAUGAUGACAAUCCACUGUUCGAGCUACUUGCAUUGUGUGGUAUGUUGAUGGAUUACAACUGGAUUGAAAUCUUGAAAAGAAAAGAAUUAUUCAGAGAAGCUUUCGCGGGAUUCGAUCCUGUGGUUGUUGCCAAAAUGGGGGAGAAAGAGAUCUUAGAGAUAUUAUCAGACAAAGCAAUAAUGUUGGCAGAGAGCAGAGUGAGGUGCAUACUAGACAAUGCCAACUGUAUAAUGAAAAUUGUGAACGAAUUCCAGUCCUUCAGUAGCUUUAUGUGGGGUUAUGUAAAUUACAAACCAGUGAUUAACAAAUACAGAUAUCCAAGAAAUGUUCCCUUAAGGACUCCAAAAGCUGAAGCCAUCAGCAAGGAUUUACUGAAGGAGGGGUUCCAAUUUGUUGGACCGGUGAUAGUUUACUCAUUCAUGCAGGCGGCAAAGCUGACAAUUAAUUGGUAUUCUCUCACUCUAUUCAAUUUGUUUAUUGGGUUAUUGUAUAUGGCUAAUUGCUGUGACUGGUGA